Messenger RNA from Varroa destructor (honeybee mite), 836 nucleotides. RefSeq lists its product as uncharacterized. NCBI's taxonomy places the organism in Eukaryota, Metazoa, Arthropoda, Arachnida, Mesostigmata, Varroidae. The record is from RefSeq and is a predicted model, not a curated record.
GUAUCUUUGCCGCGAAAGUCUAUGUAUCGGGUUGGUUGGUUGGUGAUUUCCGUUUUGGUUAGCAGAACGCUACGCACGAACGUGCAGUACCUUCGCGGUAACAAUAACGAUGCCUAUGACUGGCGAAAGCCUGAUGCGACUUUGCACUAUGAAUUUCAAAUGAAUAUGGAAUCUAGCGACUAUUUCCAGCGGUUCGCGCGUAACAAAAAGCUUCAUUGUCUGCUGAAGUAUACCAACACGAGAGCAGACGAAACGACGAGAGGUUCGUUCACCACUUCGCCAGCUAUUCGAAUAUGUAGUCGUACACGAGCGGCAAUGUUAAAAAAGGCUAUGGAGGCUGUGCUUACAGCUAGGACUGGAGGCUUUAUGAAUAAGCGAGAAGCCGCAAAGCCAACUGACCUGCCGAUUGAUAUACGCGAUCCACUAAGAAUGCUAUCGCUAAAAGCAUGACAAUGAAAAAUGUGCGCUCCCGCGAAAUUAAGCAUGUGGACAAGAUCUGCUUGUGAGAGCUGACUGUCUUUUCCAAAAAUUGACCUGCAACUGACAAUGGACCGCGAGGUUUACAAUCAGACCAACGUUGAGACUAGAGAUCUUUUGGCGUUUGUGCUCCGGACAAAUUUCGAGCCCGCCAUGGAAACGACUGCGGGACAUGAUGGGUAAAAACAAUAUGGGGAAAAAUUUAAUUUUCGUGAAGGAAAAUAAUAUAAAAAUACGCCGGAGGAUCAGGUAUACUGCCUCAUGCUUGUAUAUACUGAAGAGGGCUAUGUCAGUUGGUACAUUCGUGGACUUGUUUUUGUCUGUUUUGCAUGUCGGAAUGAGCUUGCUAUUAUAGGUUC